This is a messenger RNA of Macrosiphum euphorbiae (potato aphid), 789 nucleotides long. Lineage: Eukaryota; Metazoa; Arthropoda; Insecta; Hemiptera; Aphididae. The record is from the annotation of a GenBank genome assembly.
AUGCCAACCGCCGAACUCCACAGAGAAGGAAUGUCUGGAGACUCAGAAAAGCACAAACAGCAACAACAUCUUUCAUUGUUGAAAGAUGAAUAUGUCAAACUUCAAGCUUAUUGCAAUGAUUUGGAAAAAAAACAUGCCACAUUGGCAGCAACAUAUGGUGAUUGUAAUGACAAAAGUUUUGUUUCAAGGCUCUUGAAAACAGUAACAACAUUGUAUAACAACACCCUUUAUAGUGAUUUAAAUAUAACAUUGGCUAAUGGCGAUGUUCCAGCUCAUAAGUUUGUUUUGUCAUCAAGAAGUGAUAAAUGGGGAGUACCUGAUUUAACUGAAGUUAUUUACUUAGAUUGGACCGCAUUGCCCUUAGAUGUUGGAAAAGCACUACUAAAAUGGAUUUACACAGAUCAAGUAGAUUUCUCUAAAGGUGAUAGUUUCAUCUUAAGCUUGAUGAAAACAGCAGAUACAUUUGUUUUAGACGAUUUAGUUAAUAAAUGUGAAAAAGCACUUAUGGCCUCGGUAAAUGUUAAGAACUGUGUAAAGUUUUAUACAACUGCUGAUGAAAUUGGAGCUCAUACAUUAAAAGAACAUUGUUCAAGUUUAAUAUCUGCUCAUUGGGAUGAUUUUACAAGUGAUGAUUUUGUACACAUGUCGGCGCAAUUUUUAUACCACAUGUUUAAGAGCAAGACCAAAUACCCUCUGCAUUCAGCUGUUAGGCUUAAAAGAGAAGAUGUUGUAUUCUUAUAUAUAGUUGAGCAUAGUUCGCAGGUUAAAACUUUUGGAAGUGAAAUAUGA